UCUCCAGGCUGUAAAAUGAAAAAAGUUCUUUUUUUUACCACCCAUCGAUCAUGUGGUGCAUAUAUCUGCCUUUUCUGCUAAAGAAUAUAAGUAGACUUCAAGUUUUCAUAUCGAGACGAGAAGAUUCCUUCUUCAUUGACGAGAAAGCUCCGAGAUAGACGCAUACUUUGCUGCUUGUACACAGAUAAAUUUCGACGCCAUAGAUCACAUUUUUUAUUCGGCACCUUUUGCAGCGUGUCUCUUAUCCAACGAGGGCAAGACUUUGUCAUGCGAAUGCGACGUGCACCCGAAAAAAUAGAAUUUGAAAUUGUUGUUCACGGAUUGUACAACUACGACUACCCGAUGAAAUUGACGCGGCAGGUCCCCGUUACAGGAUUAAACCCCCUUAGAGAAGAUUUUAGCAGCUACCCCAAAUGCAAAUUCCUCCAAAACUAGUUCUAGAAGCUGCGAAGUGCAGAUAGCUUUGCCUCGGCUUCUCUUUUUGGAUUGAUCGUUUCGUCUGUGUGACUGAGUCAUUCAGACAUCACCUGCCAGUUAGUGAAGUAAAAUAAAGUGAGAAUCAAAGAAGAACAUCGUCAAUUCCUGAGAGUCAAUUCCUAAGUUAAUACCUCAAGAUGGCGGCAACCUCUUCGACCAACCGACCUCCAUCGGCGAAUGUGAUGACGACACCCAUCACGAAGAUGGCUUCCCAUCCACCCCUUCCGAUCCGACUACCAGUGUCGAUUUUGCGUCGGUUUCUUCUCGUUUUCGUCCUAUUGCAGUUAGCAGUUCUGGUCAACGUAUUUUGGAUCGGGCCAUUGCGAUUGAUCGGCUUCGCGAUGGAGCGGAUCUUUCAUACCAAUCCCAAACGCAGAGGACACGAAGCUCUUUUGUUUCGCUUCCUCAUGCGUCCUGUGAUCGAGUUAGCCAGGUGGUGGAUGGAUUGCUCAAAAACGCGCUAUUUGCACCUCACUGCAGCUCUGGCACAGGAUCUGCUAGGUGUCAGACUAGAAUUGUUGGUAGAAGGAUCUGAUGGUGCGGAAAACGCAAGUAUUGACCGUGUGCUUCUGAUGAACCACAUGACUCGUCUAGAUUGGUUCUUUUUGUGGAUUUUACUAGCUGGAAGAGCUGUUGCAGCGUCCUCUGCCACGAGUACAACAACAUCUAGUAGUAGUACAACAACAUCUAGUAGUUGUGCAACUCCUACUUUCACGAGUACUUCCGACGAAUUAUUUCGUUUGAAAGUGAUAGCCAAAGGAAUGCGCGGAUUGCCGUUUUUCGGGUGGGCAUGCGAAAAUUUUCGAUUCAUACACUUGAAGAGGAACGACGCUGCGGGUGAUUUGAGACGCAUACGGGAGAAUAUACUGGAUGAAGCACCAGGCACAGGAAUCACACUCCUAAUCUUUCCAGAAGGAACAGAUUUGAGCGAGAACACAGUUGCGAGAUCUCAGAAGUUUCAAGUGGAAUUACUUGAGCAAUCUGAAGGUGGACCUUCUUCCAGAAGUACUGAGAAUAGUACUAGUAGUACUGAGAUGAAGAAAAGCACUGCCGCGCGCGAAACUCUAGAGGCCUGUGGAGUUGCACCUUCCAAGAAGUUGUUGGAAAACGUGCUUCUUCCUAGACAUGCUGGGUUGCAUGAGGUACUAGAAGCAAUGGGAGAGCGCAACAGAGAAAAAGUGGUAGAAGUUCUAGACUUGACCGUUAGCUACGAAGGUUGUAAUCGACGACCCAGCGAGGGGAGUGUGUUCAAGAACGGAGAUGCCCCUGCACUGGUGAAGUUUCAUAUGCGGAAGUGGAGUACAAGUGACGUGAAGAGGUGUAUUCGUAAUCAGGAUGGAGACAAGGCAAAAUCACCGGAGCAGGCUGGAGCUAACCUGAAGAGGCUUCUGCUCGAAUCAUUCAGGGAAAAGGAGGUACGACUUCAGGGAUUGCCAGUUCUAGACGCUCAGCGGCAGGGGAGUACAGCGAGAGAAGUCAUUGCUUCACAAGCAAAAAAUGCACAAGCAGCUGAAAAACCGACGACCACCAACAACAGCAAGCCAAAAGUCGAAAUCUUCAACAUCAUGCCUCGACGCACAUCCUAUUCCUUCUAUGUUGUCUUUCAUGCAUUCGUUGUACUCCUCUUAUCCCUGCUACCAACGGAACCCGUGGCAGCACUCUUAGCCGCAAGCUUCCUCUCCGUUGCCUUCAACUCGAGGAAACUUGACUUUGCACUAAGGGGAGCGCUAUUGGCGCUUCUCUACGUGAGUGCAAGGGCGAGGUAUUACAGUAAUUAGUAAUAGAGUCAAGAGUUACAACCUGCUGUUACAAUUAUCGGGGACGCAUACCUGACAUUGUACAUGACAUGGUUACAUCAUUUUGCACUAAGGGGAGCGCUAUUGGGGCUUCUUUACGUGAGUGCAAGGGCGAGGUAAUUUCAAACUUUACAGGGAGGCAUGGAAGUUGAUGCGCUUGUAAUUGUAAAAGCCGCGCGAGAAUAAAAGUGUUUUACUUCAUCGCCGUCCUCAUGAUUUCGGUUUUGCUGCUCGAAAAUAUCGGAAUGGGCUCUAUGGUUUUGAUAUUAUCAUUUAUAUGAGACUAUGGGUUGAGGACGAGAAGAGAUGCUAAAGCAGAAUAAAGAACGGAUCGGUGUCUCAUCAAAGUCGUUCAAAUCGGUUAGUGCAAAUGUCUGUGAAUUCACUCUAAACGGCAUCGGUCAUAGGAAGGUUAUGUCGCGCCUUUGCUUUUCUCUCUUGAUUCAGGUUGUGAUCCCUCUCCCCCCACACCUCCUGACCCUUGUGCACAAGUGUAUUACCCAUAGCACAAACAUGUACAACUCUACUUGCACCAAAAAAAGUGUAUUACCCAUAGCACAAACAUGUACAACUCUACUUGCACCAAAAAAAGUUUAAGUUUUCUACUAACCGCAACCUGCUUAGCUGUAACCAGUAUUGCGAUCUUCACCAAGAAGUGUAUUA
Amoebophrya sp. A25 is the source of this 2936-nucleotide messenger RNA. Lineage: Eukaryota; Dinophyceae; Syndiniales; Amoebophryaceae. The record is from the annotation of a GenBank genome assembly.